Ceratosolen solmsi marchali is the source of this 1954-nucleotide messenger RNA. Its product is annotated as CWF19-like protein 1. Gene Ontology annotation, biological process: mRNA splicing, via spliceosome. Gene Ontology annotation, cellular component: post-mRNA release spliceosomal complex. The record is from RefSeq and is a predicted model, not a curated record. The transcript is spliced from 4 exons. Gene Ontology annotation, molecular function: RNA lariat debranching enzyme activator activity. Bases 375 to 1913 code for a protein of 512 amino acids. Lineage: Eukaryota; Metazoa; Arthropoda; Insecta; Hymenoptera; Agaonidae.
UCGAGUUUGUGUUUGCUUUCUAGACAUCACGUGUUAGAUAUUUUUUAUUCAUUUAUGCCGCAAUGUUAGUUUCUACAGUUAUUUAAAGAUUAUUAUAAGCUGUACAAUUUAUAAUAAAAUACAGCUUAAUGUUUAAUGAUUUGGACCGUGAUAGGUGUUAUAUGUUUCUUCUGGUUGGAUCAGUACAGUUUUCAAAAGUCAAUGGUUUAUAAAUAUAAAGUUUAAAAGUAAAAAUAGUAAUAAACGAAAGAAGAAAAAAGCAUGCAUUGUUUAAAUGUAUAAUUACGCGUGUUUGGUUAAUUCAAAUCGUCGGUAAGAGAGCUCGAGUAAGCAUUCUAACCUACAAGUAAAAAGUUAUUUUCAAUUUAAUAAAGAUGACUGAGAAACAAAAAGUUCUUAUUUGUGGCGAUGUCGAAGGACAUUUUAAGCUUCUAUUCUCCAAAGUUGAUGCUAUUAAUAAAAAAAAUGGCCCCUUUGACUUUUUACUUUGCGUUGGAAAUUUUUUUGGUGAAAAUAAUAAUGAAUUAACUCCUUAUAAGUUAGGCAAUAAAACCAUAUCCAUUCCUACAUAUAUAAUUGGUCCAAAUAGAGAAACGGAUAUAAAACAUUAUCCAGACGUUAAUGGUUGUGAACUAUCUAACAAUCUUACUUAUCUCGGUAAACAUGGACUCUAUACGUCAAGUUCAGGACUUAAAAUUGCUUAUCUCAGUGGGGUCGAAAAGAAUAAAAAUGAUCCUAAAGAGUGCACAUUUAACGAAGAUGAUGUUUUAGCUUUAAGAAAUUCAUGCUUAAUUGGGUGUCCCAGUUAUCGCGGAAUUGAUAUUUUAUUGACUGCCCAAUGGCCAUUAGGAGUGACAAAUGCGUUAGAAGACAAGCCAGAAUUUGAGUAUAAAGGGUCAAAAUUAAUAUCUUGGUUAGCUACACAUAUUAAACCGAGAUAUCAUGUUUGUGGAAUAGAGAAUAUUCAUUUUGAGAGAUGUCCUUAUAGAAAUCAAAAUGAAAGCGAAGAUGGACUCGAUAUAGCAACUCGAUUUAUAGCACUCGCAAAAAUAGCUAAUAGCGAAAAAAAAAAAUGGAUUUAUGCGUUAAAUUUGACACCAGUACAAAAGACGAGAAUGUCUGAAUUAAUGAUGAAAACAACCGAUGAGACUAUUAGUCCAUAUCCAGCAUCUAUGCUCCAGAAUAAUCCGGGCAAAAAAAUGGAAGACAAAGCUCAAUUUUUUUAUGAUAUGGAUUCUAAUAAAGACGGGAAGAAGAAAACUAAACGACCUAAAAUGGAAUUUGAUCAAAAUAAAUGUUGGUUCUGCUUAUCCAGUCAAGAUGUUUCAAAACAUUUAGUCAUUUCUACAGGCAAAGAAAUUUAUUUAGCUUUAGCUAAAGGAGGAGUUGUCGAUGAUCACUUUCUCAUUUUGCCAAUAAUGCAUCAUCAGUGCUUGUCGACUUUACCAGAUAAUGUUAAAGAAGAACUGAGAUUGUAUAAGGAAUCUAUUAGAAAAUAUUAUGCAACGAGCGAUAGAGUUCCAGUUUUUUUUGAGAGAAACUUUAAGACAUCUCAUUGUCAAUUACAAGUUGUUCCGAUCCAUAAAAAUCAAGCACCAUGUCUGAAAGAAGCAUUUCAAGAAAUAGGUGGAAUUUAUCACAUUUCCAUAAAAGAAUUAGAUGUAGACCUUCAUGAAAUUGCACCGUCAGGAACGCUCUAUUUUUAUGUAGAAUUACCGGAUGGACAGAGAUUAUUCUAUAGGAUAAAAAAAGACUUUCCUCUACAAUUUGGUCGAGAAGUUGUUUGCAGCGAUAGGAUAUUGGAUAUUCCUGAUAGAUUUGACUGGAAGGAUUGUCAGUUAAGUAAAGAAGAGGAAUUUUUAUUGGCAGAACAAAUUAAAGCUAAAUUCAAACCGUUUGAUGUAAAUUUGUAAAAAGUACAUUUUUGUUAUAUUUUUCCAUAGAUUGUUAAGCA